CUUGUUAUUCUGUUCAUAUUGAACUUGGCCAGCAACAUGGAAGCCGUGAGAUUCACAGAAAAAAAUCUGAAACUGGAAUUGGUACAAAUUCCUAUUCCACAGGUGGCCACACCAACAGAUGUCCUGAUCAAAGUGGCGUUUUCUGGAAUUUGUGGAACUGAUCUGCAUAUAAUACAGGGAGAAUUUCCAUGCAACCGGGACACAACAUUUACACUUGGCCACGAGUUCUGUGGUACAGUUACAGAUAUUGGAUCAGCUGUUACGACUCUCCAGAAAGGCGACAGAGUUGCAGUUAACCCAAAUUCUUCCUGUAUGUGCUGUCAUUUCUGUUGGUCUGGAAAGCCUCAAUUAUGUCCCACGGGAGGAAUAAGAAACACAAUUGGAAUCUUUCGAAAUGGUGGAUGGGCCAAUUAUGCCUUAGUACCGGUUGACCAAGUUCUCAAAUUGAAGGACAAUAUCACUUUGGAACAGGCUGCCUUGACAGAACCUUUAUCUUGUCUGGCUCACGGAUGGAAUAUAAUUAGUCCUGUAACGGUGGGGAUGAAAAUACUAGUUACUGGCGCUGGUAUCAUUGGAAACCUGUGGUUGUGCGUACUUCAUUUACAGGGACAUAGAAAUGUGACAGUAUCGGAACCAAACCUUGCUAGACUGGAGUUGAUCAAAAAGUUGAAUACAGGUUUCACACUAUUAACACCAGAUCAGCUCAAGAAGAACCAGGCUGCAGAUCCUAAUUAUUUGUUUGAUCUUGUUAUUGAUUGUAGUGGCUAUGCCCCAGCUAUAGAACACGCUGUUACUCUGUUAGAAAGAGGUGGAAAACUAUGUUGCUUCGGGGUAGCGCCACCCCACGCUGAAAUCAAGAUCAAGCCAUUCGAUAUUUUUAUGAAAGAACUCAAGAUAGUGGGAGUACUAACAAAUUGUUUUACUUGUCCCAACUCACUCGGACUCAUAGAAGCUAUGGGCGACAGAUACCUAAACUUCAAAAAUUUGGGAAUAGGAACAUUCAGGCUGGAUCAAUACCAGACGGCCCUAGACCUACUCAAGAAAGGAGCAAUCGCAAAGGCCGUUUUCAAGUUUUGAACAAAUUUUGUUUUUUAUUUCGUUUAAAUACUGAAUAAAUGCGUUACAAGAAA
Messenger RNA from Leptinotarsa decemlineata (Colorado potato beetle), 1130 nucleotides. RefSeq names its product D-altritol 5-dehydrogenase. Gene Ontology annotation, molecular function: zinc ion binding; oxidoreductase activity. The record is from RefSeq and is a predicted model, not a curated record. Lineage: Eukaryota; Metazoa; Arthropoda; Insecta; Coleoptera; Chrysomelidae.